This is a messenger RNA of Tinamus guttatus (white-throated tinamou), 963 nucleotides long. The record is from RefSeq and is a predicted model, not a curated record. NCBI's taxonomy places the organism in Eukaryota, Metazoa, Chordata, Aves, Tinamiformes, Tinamidae.
ACCAAAACUGCAUCCAAGAGUCAGGAUUCAGCAGAAACACCAAAGCAGAAGCUGUUAAACCUCAUUGGCAACAUGAAAGUAGAAGUGAGCUCCAUGAAGAAAUUCCAGCAACUGAAAAAACCUGAGACCAACAAGCAGAGUGUGACCCAGCAGGAAGGCCUGGGCAGUAGGAGCAGUGCCCCCCGGAAAGCUGCAGAAGGUUCCCAGCGAAGCAAGCCUUUAAAACGAGAACUAGUGGAGGCUGCUUCUGCAGUCGCCUCCUCUUUACCGCUCAACAAGAAACAGACGGAGUCUGAGUUACUUGCACAACUAAGAAGACAUGAAGAAACUACGGAUAAACAGAAGAUGGGGGGAAUUGUUAACAUACGCAACGUUAUUUCAGACAUGACAAUUAAGAGAGAGUCCCCAGCCCAGAGAGGUGCAAGGAUAUCCAAUCUCAUUUCUUUGGAGUUCGAAGAGGAUGGGAAAAGAAUCAAGUCUGAACGAGUCGCAUCUCAGUCUUCUGAUUCCAGAAGGAGUCUCAAAGUAGGAAGGAGACUUAAUAUUUUCACCAAGACUUCUCCAGAUACAGAAAAAACACUGACAACAGCAUCAUCACCAACCAUUUGGGAUUUGGAAUUUGCAAAGGAGAUUGCUGCAGUGACUGAGCAGCCUCCCCGAAAUGGUUUUGAGGAAAUGAUCCAGUGGACAAAGGAAGGAAUACUGUGGGAAUUCCCAAUUGACAAUGAAGCUGCGUGGCUGGGUCCCCGCUGUCUGGGCACCAAGUGGAGCCGGCGUCUUUGGUGGCCAGUGGUGGUUCUGGUGCAGCGACGCGGCUGGGACCUGCUGUCUGCCAUGGGGUGGCCGGUGGACAAAGAGUCUUUGUACGUAGUCAAACAAGAGCCUGUGGCGGUUGGUCCACAAAGGCUGGUCAUGUGGAAAAUCCCAGUGGAGGCCUCCGAAAUGUCUGACCCCUCAGGUUGA